GUGAGUUAGAUGGUAGAAGUCUUUGGGGGAGUUUGAAUUGAAUUGGAGGAUGAGAUGAUAUUGAGAUGAGAAGAAGGUUGGAAUAUAAUCUUGGAUUCGAUGCUCCAUGUUGCUGUUUUCCUUCUUCUCCUCUUUCUUCCAUCAAAUAAAUAAACAAACCCUACUUUACUUUCUCAUUCAUUCCCUCCUCAAAUGAAAUGAAACUCUUCUUUCUCUUUCGCAUUUCCUUUCUUCUUCUUCUUCUUCUUCUUCUUCUCCUUCUCCUUUCGCUUCUCAAUCAACACUGCGUCAACGCCUUUUCUCGCUCAUCCUCAGCGCGUUCCAUUCUCUCCCUUCCUCCUAAUGCAGCAACUACAGCACUGAUUGCCACACUAGAUGGGACCAUGUAUUUGGUGGACAGCCAGGAGCAUGGUCCCAUGAGGGUAAUAUGGUCAUUCUCUACAGGAUCGCCGAUCUACAGUUCGUAUCAAGCUCCUAUCAAUAAGGAACGUGGUAAAGAAAAUGCAUCUGCAGCACCAAUUAGCGGGUUCGUGGAGUGUGGGGAUGAUUGGUCUUUGUACAUGCACGACAAGCACUUUGGUAAAAUGAGAAUCUCAGAAUCUAUCGCAGAAUUUGUACUCCGUACACCUACCAUUUCAGAUGAUGGAGCAGUUAUACUUGGAUCCAAAGAAAUCACUUUAUUUGAAGUUGACGCUAAAACUGGGUCGAUCAUUCAAAUCCAUGCCAAGUCCGAUCCUGAUAAUGCUUCUGCACCUAUGAGUGAUGACACACUGAGUGUUAGAAAUGUCAUCAGUGCGGGUAAAAAGGAUGUUGCUGAUCCUGAGAAGCUAAAUUCAUCACAGCCACUGCUCAAGAUUUUCAGGUCAGAUUAUUCUCUGCAGUCUGUUAGCCCCAGCUCGGGAAUAGUAUUGUGGACUUUGACCGUAGCUGAGUUUGAGGCGGUAUUAUUAUGCCAACAUACUACAUUUGAUGUAGAGGAUGAAAAUUAUUCUGACAGUGACAUCAAUUUUGCGAUGCCUUACCCGUGUCAAGAGAUGCAACAAGUCUUUCGCCUGAAAAAGAAUUUUCUGCUAGAAUCUUCAAUCACCGAAAGUUUACAUAGGACUUAUCAUGAAAAUGAUAUACUCUCAAUGCCUGCCUCAGAUCCGAUGAUUCCAUUGCAACCUAAUAUUGAUAGAUUUUUCGAUGGUCAUGAUGGUAAUACGAUGAAGCUUCCUACGCCUUUGCCAAAUUCUAUCCUUUCUCUGCAAACAAAUAAUAAGUUCUAUAACAGUAAUGAUAAUGCAGAUAAACUCCUUCAGCCUCUCAUUGAGAUGACUUCACCAGCUGAUGUUUAUUUGAACAAGAAGAGUGGAUGGUCAACUCCAUUACCUCAUAUUUUGUUUAUGGUCUCUCUUCUGGUGUCAGGCUUUUCUCUCGUCAGCUUUCUUCUGCUGAAGGAGAUUAAGAAUCAAGAUAUACCAAAGGACCAAAACAGAGAGUGUGAAUUGAAAAGUUCACCCGCUAAGAAAAAUAAAACACACAAGUCAGGAGAAAACAGUGGCAUUAUCGAUAAAUUGGAAAAACACGUUUCUUCAGAAGAUGAAGAUGAACCAACACGAAAGGAUACUAAUAGAGAAGUAUGGCAGAACUUAAAUCAAGUUGAUGAAGGUGUCGAUGGACGAAGGAUUGGUAAAUUAUUCGUUUCAAAUAAAGAGAUUGCUAAGGGAAGCAAUGGUACCAUUGUGCUUGAUGGAAGAUAUGAAGGCCGACCUGUUGCAGUCAAACGUCUGGUCAGGGCUCAUCACAGUGUAGCCAAUAAAGAAAUCCAAAAUCUCAUUGUGUCUGACUGUCAUCCAAACAUUGUUCGAUGGCAUGGGGUGGAGCAUGAUCAAGAUUUUAUUUACCUUGCACUGGAACGUUGUACUUGCAACUUAGAUGAUUUGAUUCAAAUUUAUUCAGAUACAUCAGAGAACUCUGUUUUUAAGAAGGACCAAGCAUUCAUAUGUUUGAUAAAGGGCCAAAUGAAGACAGGGAAGGGUAAUACACAACAUCUUUGGAAAGAAAGUGGCUAUCCAUCACCUCUAUUGCUGAAAUUGAUGAGGGAUAUUGUUUCUGGGGUUGUUCAUUUGCAUGAACUAGGAAUAAUACACCGUGAUUUGAAACCCCAAAAUGUUCUAAUAAUCAAGGAAAGAUCCUUAUGUGCAAAGCUUUCUGACAUGGGCAUUAGUAAGCGUCUUCUUGAAAAUAUGUCCUCUUUGGGUCAUAAUGCUACUGGUGGAGGCAGUUCAGGUUGGCAAGCCCCAGAGCAGCUUGUUCAAGGACGCCAAACACGAGCUGUAGAUAUAUUUAGUUUAGGCUGUGUUCUUUUUUUCUGUAUGACUGGAGGAAGACAUCCAUUUGGACAACAUCUUGAACGUGAUAUCAAUAUUGUGAAAAAUCGGAAGAAUCUUUUCUUAGUGAAGUUCAUUCCGGAAGCUAAGGAUCUUAUUAGCUGUUUAUUAAACCCUGACCCUAAUCUAAGACCGAGAGCGAUUGAAGUAUUACAUCAUCCUUUUUUCUGGAGUUCUGAGACAAGACUUUCAUUUUUACGUGACACGAGUGACAGGGUGGAAUUGGAAGAUAGAGAGAUUAGUUCUGAUCUUUCAAGGGCGUUAGAACGCAUUGCCACAACGGCCUUAGGUGGUAAAUGGGAUGAAAAGAUGGAACCAGCUUUGAUUGCUAACAUUGGUUAUUACCGGCGUUACAAGUUUAACAGUGUUCGAGAUUUGUUGCGGGUUAUGAGAAACAAGCUAAAUCAUUAUGGAGAAUUGCCUAAAGAAAUCCAGGAACUAGUUGGACCUGUUCCUGAAGGAUUCAAUGACUACUUUGCAAACCGAUUCCCAAGACUCUUGAUUGAAGUGUAUAAAGUUAUAUCCAAGCAUUGCAAGGAGGAAGAGUGUUUUCAAAGGUAUUUUAAAAAUGUCGAUUAGUGCCUUGGCCUCCUACGUAUGGCCUGAAAAUAGAUGACAUGGGGAAGAAGGUUGCAGUGUGAAGUGGAAUAUGUCUAUAUUUUAUAAAAAGCAAUAAUACGUGUAUAUAUAUGUUGUAUGUAUAUUAUCACUGAUUGAUCAAUCUAAGUUACACCUUUUUAGUUUUCA
Molecule: messenger RNA, 3119 nt
Organism: Cicer arietinum (chickpea)
Lineage: Eukaryota; Viridiplantae; Streptophyta; Magnoliopsida; Fabales; Fabaceae
Product: serine/threonine-protein kinase/endoribonuclease IRE1a-like
Biological process (GO): mRNA processing; intrinsic apoptotic signaling pathway in response to endoplasmic reticulum stress; protein phosphorylation
Cellular component (GO): IRE1-TRAF2-ASK1 complex
Molecular function (GO): protein serine/threonine kinase activity; ATP binding; RNA endonuclease activity
Source: RefSeq, a predicted model, not a curated record